AUGCCUGCUAGAGCAGUUAGACGAACACCCGAAGAACAACGAAUUUUUCAAGAAGCUAAACGACUUCGAGAUAAAGAAAAUUUACGUCACAGACGUCAAGCAGCUCGAAACCGAUUGAGGGUACGAGCUACAGGAAUAGACGAAGAUUACUUAGGACCAAUGAAUGUACUAUGUUCACAUUGCAAUGUUAAACAUUUUCAAGAUGAAAAGAUUUCUAAUAAAGGUUUAUCAUUCAGUAACUGUUGUAGCCAUGGUUCUGCUUUAUUAGAUCCUUUACCUACAUUUCCUUCCGAACUUCAAUCACUAUUCACAGACAACAAUCCAAAAUCAAACUUAUUUAUAAAAGACAUUAGAUCCUACAACAAUUCAUCAGCUUUUGCUUCUUUAAAUGCCAACUUAUUUAAUUUUACACCUAAUCGUCCUGGACCUUUUUGUUUCAAAAUACAAGGUCAAAUUUAUUACCAGAUAAAUACAGCAUUGUACCCGAAUGAAGGAGAAAAUCCAUCGUUUGGACAACUUUUUAUAGCCGAUCAAUUAGAAGCAUUAAAUUAUCGUUUGAGUAACAAUUCUACAUUAGAUUUUGAACUUUUAAAAUCUUUGGAUACAAUUAUACGUGAAAAUAAUAUUUUUACUCAAUCUUAUGAAAUAAUGAGAGUUGAAAUUGAAAGACAACAAGUAUUACAAGGUAAUAAUAAUCUUACUGAGGCUGAAUUGCAGCUGUUAUUUACUUUACAACCAAAUGUCGAUAAAAGAAGAUACAAUUUCCAACGCGUUAACGAAGUUGCUGCUGUAUUUUCAACAACAGCAGACGGAGAAAUUCCAGAAUCGUAUGUAACGAUUAGAAACAAACGUACAAAAGAUUUAAAAUUUGUCAGCACAAUGAAUCCAAAUGUUGAACCUUAG
Messenger RNA from Phymastichus coffea, 903 nucleotides. RefSeq lists its product as uncharacterized. Lineage: Eukaryota; Metazoa; Arthropoda; Insecta; Hymenoptera; Eulophidae. The coding region runs from base 1 to 903 and encodes 300 amino acids. The record is from RefSeq and is a predicted model, not a curated record. The transcript has a single exon.